AUGCCGUAUACAGCAGUACGGCCGUCACCGCAGCAGCACAGCCGAAUCGGCGGCGCCAGCCGCAAGGCCUUGGUGGCGCACGGCGCGGCCGUGCCGGGCGAGGUGGCGCGGUACCACGAGCACGCUGCCGGCGCGGGGCAGUGCUGCUCGGCCGUGGUGCAGGCGAUCGCGGCGCCCGCGGAGGCGGUGUGGUCGGUGGUGCGGCGCUUCGACCGGCCGCAGGCGUACAAGCACUUCAUCAAGAGCUGCCGCCUCGUGGACGGCGACGGCGGCGCGGUAGGGUCGGUGCGGGAGGUGCGCGUGGUGUCCGGCAUGCCUGGGACUUGCAGCCGCGAGCGCCUCGAGAUCCUGGACGACGAGCGGCGCGUGCUCAGCUUCCGCAUCGUCGGCGGCGAGCACCGGCUCGCCAACUACCGGUCCGUGACCACCGUGAACGAGGUGGCGUCGACGGUGGCCGGGGCGCCGCUCGUGACCCUUGUGGUCGAGUCGUACGUGGUGGACGUGCCGCCGGGGAACACGAGCGAGGAGACGCGCAUGUUCGUGGACACCAUCGUGCGGUGCAACCUCCAGUCGCUGGCGCGCAUGGCCGAGGAACUCGCGCUGGCAGUGCCGCUGGCCGUCAGUUGA
This is a messenger RNA of Lolium rigidum, 627 nucleotides long. RefSeq names its product abscisic acid receptor PYL4-like. The record is from RefSeq and is a predicted model, not a curated record. Gene Ontology annotation, biological process: abscisic acid-activated signaling pathway. NCBI's taxonomy places the organism in Eukaryota, Viridiplantae, Streptophyta, Magnoliopsida, Poales, Poaceae. The coding region runs from base 1 to 627 and encodes 208 amino acids. Gene Ontology annotation, molecular function: signaling receptor activity; abscisic acid binding; protein phosphatase inhibitor activity. The transcript has a single exon. Gene Ontology annotation, cellular component: cytoplasm; nucleus.